Molecule: messenger RNA, 3632 nt
Organism: Megalopta genalis
Lineage: Eukaryota; Metazoa; Arthropoda; Insecta; Hymenoptera; Halictidae
Gene: Culd
Product: CUB and LDLa domain
Molecular function (GO): protein binding
Source: RefSeq, a predicted model, not a curated record
ACGCGCGUAAUCGCGAUAGGUUUCUCGCGAGACAGAAGAACAUUUUCUUCCAUCGGAAGAUGAUGCACCGUCGCUUUCGACUCGCACUACCGACCCUACUAUGCUGGUUGGUGGUUGUAUGCGCCGAAAGCGACGUUGUCCGCAAUGAAGACAUCUGCGGUGCUCAGAACGGUCGUCGGCUGUACCUCGAGCUUGGAGAGAAGGGGAUUCUGUACGCGAAGAACGUGUCGUUCGCGAGGACCGAGGCGAGACAGGAUGGUUCGCGAAUUUACACGAACACCAGUUCUCAUGCUCAGUGCACCCUGGAACUGGUUACAUGCCCGUCCUGCGUGAUCAUCGUCACCUUUCAAAGCAUCGCGCUGUCGCACCAUUGCGGCGAUGGUAGCGUCACGAUAGACAGCCCGUGCAGGUGCGAUUACGUGUGGAUCUCGGAGCCGCCGUACGAAGACGUGUCCGGGACACCGUUUUGCGGUCUGUACGCGCCGAUCACGUAUAGGUCGAGCACGAGGACUCUGUCGAUUACUCUUCUCUACAGUCAGUCGAGGAAGCACGCGUUCACGUUGGAGUACACCGCGGAGAGGAACAGGUUGCACCUGCGAGGCACAAAGUUGACGGGACAAAACGCGAAAGGGUUGAACAACACCGGCGGUGGGAUUCUAACGUCUCCGUUCUUCCCUGCUCGUUACCCCCGUGAUUUGGGCUUGGAGUAUGUGGUUGCGUGCCCAAGCGAAGCACUGUCCUGUCGUAUCAGGUUGCUUUUUAGUGAUUUUCAGCUGGCCACUGUGUCGAUAAUGGAGUUCUACGAUUGGAACGGGCAAAGAUUGGACGUCAGCAGUGGCGCGAGAUUUCGGCCGCCGGUGAUCGUCAGCUCCGGCCCGUCGUUGCUGAUACGUUUCUACGCGAACGGCGGCACCGGGCUGGGCUACAAGGCUUUCUACUCGUUCGUGAUCGGCAACGCGUUCGACAAGUCCGUGCAGCCGAUCACCGACUGCGGCGGCUACGUGGAGAACCUCGGUGGCGCUAUCACGAUGAUGGACAUGGUCGGCGAGGGUGUCAAGACCUACGAUUGCGUUUGGCUGAUUAGACCGCCGAAAAACUUCCUGCACGCGAAGACGCACAUGUACCUGAAGGUUGUCGCGUUCGCGGACAUGGCCGGCAACACGGAACUCGUUGUGAGGCAGGGUCCAACGUCCGCUCUGAUGCCGCUCGAGACCUUGAGACAUCCAGCGAGUCAGGUGCAGCCGAUCAGGUACAGGGAACACAUCGCCCCUGUGGCCAGCGGUUUCCACGUCAGCCUUAGAGGAACGUUUGGUUCCCCUUCUCACCUGGCGAUCGCCUACGCGGCUUUCAGCUACAUGGACUGCUUCGCGGGCUCCGAUUUCCUCUGUCGAAACCACAGAUGCAUACCCACCCAGUUGAACUGCGACGGCUUCGACCAUUGCGGCGAUGAGAGCGACGAGCCAGCGACCUGUUUUCGAGACUGGGAAAUGGAGCCGCAAGACCGUAAAUGGCACUCGAACAAGGCGAACUAUUAUUUCCCGAAGAUCGACCGCUAUCCUGACCUGAAGACGGCUACUCUCGUGUUCGUCGCGAGCAGUCUCGGGCUGAUUGUUCUGAUCUCGGCGCUGAUCGUUCUCCUGUACAAGAUGGGAGCAAGGGCGAGACAGCAGAGAGAACUACAGUCGCGGCUGCAGACGAUCAGCGAGCUGUUAGUAUUCGACAUUGCAGACGGAGCACGAAUCGACGAGAUCGCGGUGUCGGACGACCCGCCGGUCUAUGAAGCGCCCCCUGGCUACGACGAGGUUGUCAAGCUGGGCCUUGAUUCGGAGAUCUUGUCGCGAAAGAAGAAGAGAACGUGCGGUCAGGAUUCGCGUGGAACAAACUCAUUGGAGCGAUCGUCGGACUGUUCGACGGCGGGUGCGGCGAGCACCAGUCGGGGAAACAGAUUGACGAUGCCGAUUCCAAUCAACGACGACGAAGCCGAUGCGAAUGCCGAUUCGGGUCCUCCGAGGCGUAUGAACCAUCUGCCGGACAGUCCGCCGCCGCCGUACGUCACACCUCCAGGAUCGAUAUCGCGAUACUUUGGCUUCCCGAGCAUUUAUCGUGCACGCGACAGACGAGACGAGGACGGCCGGGAGGAUCGAGGUGAGUCGAGUCGCGCCGAGGAAGAGGGCAUUGAGCGUAGAGGAAGAGAGUGGAUACGCCGGUCGGGAGCGUUUUCCGUUUCUCUGACGGACAGCUGCGACCAAUCGACAUCAGAGAUGCUAAUCCGGUCGUCAAUGUCGAUCGACGGCGACCUUCUCGGUGCGUAUGUUCGAAAUCGCGAGAUUUCGAGUUCGUUUCGCAUGGCCGAUGCGUCCUGUGAUUCGCAGCCCAGGAGCUCGCGCGUUGCUUUGACCGACACCGAGCCCGAAGGCGGCGAAAGAGGACGAGACGGCGAGCCGCCCAGGGAGGAAACAGUCGCUUCCAUGGAACGGCCGGUCGAGAAACCAGCGCAAUCGCUGGCAGCCGGGCAGGAGCACGAGCGAGAACAAGAACAGGUCGCGGUCGAGGUCGCAGCUAGCCCGGACGACGCUCAGCAGCUCGGAUGUUGUUGCGAGGGAGCUUGCGGUUGCGCGACCAUUCGCGAUCGUCAUUGGCCGCAACUCCGCCACGUUUCUCGAAACGAACGAGAGCCGGAGCCGGAUCAGUUGACAAAAUCUGUACCCACGGCGGCAGCGGAACGAGACCAGGAUGAAUCUGACUUCCAUCGGUCGAAGAACGCGAUUAUUAGACUGCUCGGCACUACAGCCGGAAAAUGGCAAUGCGGAAGUGCCAACUCCACGACCGCGUCCUCGCCCUGCGGCACCUUCAAGAGACCCGUGAGAAUGCUCUCGGUUCGCUCUCGCGACGGCUACGCCGGCAGACUCGGAGGCAUAGGAUCCACCAACAGCUACGAGAAGCUGAGCAACGUCGACUUCGACAUCGGCCGCAGAAACUUGCUGAACGUCUCGGAUCCGACUAUGAUCGACGCCAACAAUCAACGAGUUCACGCCAGAAGGUACUCCAGCUGCGACAUACAAAGCCUCUGCGAGGGAAUCAGAGCUCUGGACGGGGUUCUAGGCCACGGCAGCUACACGGCGGUGGCACGUAGCCGCAAUCAGUCGGUCACGAUUAUGCUGUUCGGCACGCCAAGACACGGGAUGAUUCAACGACGAAUCAGCAAGGAGGAUCCUGUCAGGCAGCAGGUGGAUCGGCUCGCUUGCGCCAGUUCGGACGUUCUUCCCUGUUCCAACUGAUACCGGUAUCGACCUAUGUCCUCGAGAUGAAAGGAAUUGGUACAGUAAUAUCGCAACUCCUGCACGUUCUUCGCACCGCAGCUUGCUAAGUAGUCGAACGGUAACAACAAAAAUUGCUUUACUCUGAUUGCACGAAGACACGCCGCGGAGUUGAACGCGCAUUAAAAUGGCCUUGAUACGAAUGCUUGCUAAAGGAGGCGGAAAAGCGGCGCGCAGAAGUUGAGAUAUUACGAUACACAUAUCGCUGAAGAAUCGUACCUUAAACGUUUUGCUUGCAAAAAAUGUUUUAUUGCUUGUACACGCGUCGCUUUGAAACGCAAACGACGCGGUCCCUAUAAACGAUUCUAUAUUAUA